CGGUAUUUAUUUUUCAUUAUACAAAAUUUAAAUAAUAAUAAUACUAAAAAAUUUAUUGAUGGAUAAUAAAUCUAUUCAAGUUUAUAAAAAAAAAAAAAAAACUUGAUGACAAAAUUAAAAAAAAUUCCAAUAAGGUAUUAAUUAAAGUAUUCAAUAAAACUUUUGUUUUUUUCACUUCAUUAUCGGUUAAAUAACUUUCCAGUUACUAAACUAAAAUAAAAUAUAUAUUUUCUCAUUUAAAAUUAUAGUCAAUUUAAAAGAUUUUUAAUUACCCUCAGUAAUCAAGUAUUUUAAAACAAAAAUAAAUAAAAAUUUAAUAAUUAAAACAAUCGAAAGUAAAAGAAAAUAAAAAAAAAAAAAAAUAUUCAAGUGAAAAUGAAUUUUUAGUUAAAAAGUUAUUAUUGUUUGGAUGUAAUAUCAAAAUGAACGAUCCAAAUUUGGAUAGACUUUAUAAUUGUAGUGCACCUAUACUUGAUCAAGACCUUGAAUAUAUUUUACAACUAAAUAAGAGUGAACUUUUAAAUGUGUUAAAUGAAGUAUUUGUACAAUCAACAACACGUGAUAUUUUAAAAACUAAUUUAAGUGAUUGUCUUUCAAGUGGUAAUCCGCGUCCAUUUGAUUUACCAUGGUGGCAAAAACUUUCUUGGUCAGCAGUAUUUGCUGUAAUACUUUUGAUAGCGACAGGUGGAAAUAUCAUUGUCAUGUGGAUUGUUCUUGCACACAGAAGAAUGCGAACAGUUACAAAUUAUCUACUUGUGAAUUUAUCAAUAACUGACUUGAUGAUGACACUGCUCAACUGCGUAUUUAAUUUCAUCUUUAUGCUCAAUUCAAACUGGCCAUUUGGAGUUUUUUAUUGCACCAUCAACAAUUUUGUUUCUCAUGUGACUGUUGCAUCGAGUACAUUUACUCUAGUUGUUAUUGCAUUUGACAGAUACAUGGCCAUAAUGCGACCACUUCAACACCACAUGUCUCGUCGACGGACAAUAGUUGCUUUAAUUUUAAUUUGGUUCACAUCAUCUAUGCUUGCAAUGCCAUGUCUUUUAUAUUCAACCACAAAAACACGAAGAUAUGGAAAUGGAAAAAAAAGAAUUGUUUGUUAUAUGCUGUGGCCUGAUGGUGAUUACCUGGAUAGUAAGAGUGAAUACAUAUAUAAUCUUGUUAUCCUUGGGGUAACAUAUCUCAUACCGAUGACGGUGAUGGCAGUUUGUUAUACACUCAUGGGUAGAAAAUUAUGGGGUUCCAAAUCCAUUGGGGAACAUACACAGCAUCAAAAAGACUCAAUGAAAUCGAAGCGCAAGGUGGUAAAAAUGUUUAUCAUCGUUUUUGUACUUUUUGCUGUUUGCUGGCUACCAUAUCAUGGUUUUUUCAUUUUUCUUCAUCAUUAUCGUAGUGUCAUGGGCAACAGUUAUGUGCAACAUGUUUAUCUCAGUUUUUAUUGGCUUGCAAUGUCAAACGCAAUGGUUAAUCCAAUCAUUUACUACUGGAUGAACACGAGGUUUCGGCUGUAUUUUCAACAAAUAAUAUGCAGAUUUUGUUGCAUGAUACGUCGUCAAGAUACAGUGAGUCGUCAAAUGCACGAAUUGACUGGUUUCCAUCGUUCUGAAAUUGGACGAUCAAAUUCUGGACGUAUGAAAUCAACAUCAAUACGAUGGCGUCACAGUACACCUGACAAUCACAUUCAGUCAUUUCAAAUGAAUACACGAUCAAUAUGUGAAAAACUACAUCAUAAACGUCAGGAUGUUGCUAUUAUUUAA
Molecule: messenger RNA, 1754 nt
Organism: Aphidius gifuensis
Lineage: Eukaryota; Metazoa; Arthropoda; Insecta; Hymenoptera; Braconidae
Product: tachykinin-like peptides receptor 86C
Exons: 8
Coding region: 423-1754 (443 amino acids)
Biological process (GO): G protein-coupled receptor signaling pathway
Cellular component (GO): plasma membrane
Molecular function (GO): tachykinin receptor activity; neuropeptide Y receptor activity
Source: RefSeq, a predicted model, not a curated record